This is a messenger RNA of Apis cerana (Asiatic honeybee), 4676 nucleotides long. RefSeq names its product RING finger and CCCH-type zinc finger domain-containing protein roquin (gene roq). Lineage: Eukaryota; Metazoa; Arthropoda; Insecta; Hymenoptera; Apidae. Gene Ontology annotation, cellular component: cytoplasmic stress granule. Gene Ontology annotation, molecular function: double-stranded RNA binding; metal ion binding; ubiquitin protein ligase activity. Gene Ontology annotation, biological process: protein polyubiquitination; ubiquitin-dependent protein catabolic process; nuclear-transcribed mRNA catabolic process, deadenylation-dependent decay. The record is from RefSeq and is a predicted model, not a curated record.
AGAUUGUUUUCGUCAUGACUAGUGAAGUAAAAAAAUAUACUUGAGAAAUAUUGUACUGAGCUCAUCUUACUAUUUGUGAUUCAUCUGUUCUUGCUUCGAUGGCAGAACUACGUGCGAAGUAAUCGAGUAGUUAAUGUGAUGUUUUGUGAAGGCAAUAACGAGAAUGCCAAUACAGGCACCACAGUGGACUGAAUUUCUUUCUUGUCCAGUUUGCUGUCAUGACUUUGAUGUGGCCAUACGUGGUCCAAUAUCUUUAGGAUGUGGUCAUACAAUAUGUCGUACGUGCCUUGCAAAUUUACAUCGUAAACAAUGUCCUUUUGAUCAGAGUAUUAUUAAUACAGAAAUAGAAAGAUUACCAGUAAAUGAAGCCUUAUUACAAUUAGUGGGAAAUUCUGUUCCCACAAAUAUUACAACAGCUUAUCAAAAAUUACUACCACCUGAAGAUCAUGCUAAUUAUUUGGUUGCUAAACAUUGUAUUGAGGAACUUGCUUUAUAUCUCAAACCAUGUCAGACAAAUCCUUCUUUAACGACAGGUGCAGGACUUGUAUCUCGCCCUAUGCAAAGGAAAUUAGUAACUUUGGUGGGUUGUCAAUUAGUGGAACCAGAAGGAAGAGCUCGUGCAGUAAGAGCAGCUAGAAGUUUAGGUGAAAGAUCUGUUACAGAAUUAAUAUUACAACAUCAAAAUCCACAACAACUUAAUGCUAAUCUAUGGGCUGCUGUACGUGCUCGUGGAUGUCAAUUUCUUGGACCAGCAAUGCAAGAAGAAGUAUUGAAACUUGUUUUAUUAGCAUUGGAAGAUGGAUCUGCUCUUUCUAGGAAAGUGUUAGUUAUGUUUGUAGUUCAACGUUUAGAAUCACAUUUUCCUCAAGCUUCUAAAACCAGUAUAGGACAUGUUGUACAAUUGUUAUAUAGAGCAAGUUGUUUCAAGGUAUCUAAACGAGAAGGAGAUUCAUCAUUGAUGCAAUUAAAAGAAGAAUUCAGAACAUAUGAAGCAUUAAGAAGAGAGCAUGAUGCUCAAAUAGUGCAAAUUGCAACUGAAGCUGGUUUAAGAAUAGCACCUGAUCAAUGGUCUGCAUUAUUAUAUGGAGAUACAAGUCAUAAAUCUCAUAUGCAAAGUAUUAUAGACAAACUUCAAACUCCACAAUCUUUUGCUCAAAGUGUACAAGAAUUAGUUAUUGCUCUUCAACGUACUCCUGAUCCUGGACAAUUAAGUAGUUUAAGACCACAAUUAGAAUUACUAGCUGCAAUAGAUCCUAGCCCAGAAACUGAACCUCCUACAUUAGCAGAAUGUCGUGCAGCAUUAGAAGCUGUUAGAACUGUAGUUGCAGCAUUAGUAGAGUUCAUUCAACAACAUGGUAAUCGAAAAACACAAGAUGGUACCCAUAAUAUAGGUCCUGGCCAACCAAAAUAUAAAGUGAGCAUGUGUAGAGAUCUCGCACUUAGAGGAUCUUGUCCUAGAUCUACUAAUUGUACAUUUGCUCAUAGUGAUAUGGAACUUGAUAAAUAUAGAUCAAAAAGUCGAAAAUUAAAUCUCAGAUCAAGUUUAUCUGGAAACAAUAAUUCAGAUAUAAAAACAGACAAAUCGGUCAAUGGAUCAAAUAAAACAUUCAAACAAAAUGAUGAUCUAUCUUAUCAUUCUAUAAAAUCACAUGAUAAUUCUCAUAGAGAAAAUUUUAAUUCUAUGAACAAAAUUAAUCCAAUACAACAUCAUAAUCCAACAAAUGAAAAUAAUUUUAUUGGAUCAUUGACAAAUUAUAUGUUACCAUCUCAAGGAAUGUUGCCUAUGGUAUCAACAAAAAAUAUGGAUGUACAUUGCUCUCAUUAUAUUAUGCCUAAUACACCUGUUGAUUACACAGCACCUAAUCUUAAUAUUUGGGAUUCAUCACAGAUUUCAUCUAAUAUGACAAAUGGAAUUUCUAAUACUAAAAAACAGCGAACAGUUGCCAAAACAUUAGCAAUGUUAUUGCAACGUAGGAUGGAAAUAUUAAAUCAACUUGAAACAAUUGUCAACAAACAAGUGCCACAAAUGAAACCGAAUUACGAUAUACAAGGAGAUACAUUAUCAUCGAAUUUCUCUAUAUGGACAAAUACACCAAAUAAUCCUAUGAUUCCUUCAACAAAUAUGAAUUGCAGUAAUAAUUUUCGAUGUGCAGAUCCUAUUCUAUUUGAUGAUGAAUUUGUGCCAUUUGAUGCAUCAUCUAAUAGUAAAUAUGGACCAAUUUCUAAACUAUCCAAAAAUUUAAUCAGAUCUACAAAUGGUGUACAAUCUGCUAAUUUUUAUACAGAUGGAGGAACAUCUCCUGCAAUAUCUACUUAUCGACCUAUGCCUACAAGCUCUAUUACAUCUUGGUAUUAUGGUAAUCAACCUUAUGCUACUAUUGAUACAAAUGGAGGAAUACAAUCGAUUAAUAAUAGUGGCUUUGGAGAUAGUUAUAUCACAUUCGGUCGCAAUGUAUCCGAUUCGUCAACGCAUACGCAACUUUCACGACCGGAUUGCAUGUCUAAAGAUUUAAUUCUUGAAUCGCAAAAGGUAAAACAACAAUUAAAACAUCUUGAGAAAAAAAUCAAUGACUUAAAGCUUGCUACACAAGGAGCAACCUUUACGGCAGGAGAAAGAUUAGCACAAGAAUUACAAAUGAUUGAAGCUGGUAUUAGAGAAAAAGAAAAAGAUGUACGAAAUUGGAGCCCAUAUGGUACUACUAUACCUUGGAUUCAAUCAACAAAUAAUUUGUUAGGUUCUCAAAGUUUUAAUCAAGAUUAUAAGCCUGAAGAAGAAGAUACAUAUGAGGCAGGUAUUGCAAAUGACAUGCGGGAAUUAGAAUUACGAUGGGAAUUUGAAUUGCAAGAACAGGAAAAACAUUGGUCAAGUGAAGAGGACAACUCUAAAAAAUAAUAGUAAGAUAGUAAGUCUUACUAUAUUAAUUACUUUUUAGAUCUGACCAUUAUAUGUUGGAACAUGUUUUUUUAACAUGUGAAAAUAAUUUUUUUUCUGUUUCUUCCUCUUUUGUUUUUGCGAACUUCCAUGCAUCAGCAUGUUUACAUUUUUUCAACAAAAUGACUGAAAAUAAGUGUACUUUUUACUCUUUGCAUAAAAACAUUAUUGCUAUUGUAAACAAAAUCAAAAGAAAAUCACAAACAUUUUAAACAUUAUCGAAUAGGUAGAAAAAUUUAUCAUCUCUACUUUAAUUAAAGUGAAAAUUUUUCCAUCAAUAUAGUGUAAUGUAAAGUGGAUUUCCUAUAUACUAUGCUUUUAAUAAGUCUUGAUAAUAUUAAUCCUUUAAUUAUAUGAGAAUUAUAUGAGAAUUUUUUUUUUUUUUUUUUUUUUUUUAUAAUAAUAAAAACUAGCUGUAAAUAUGUAAAAUUUCAAAGAAAAAUUUGUUAAAGGCAUCAAAUAUUCAUGAUAAUAAUUGUCAUUUAGUUAUGCAGGAAGUCGCAUUAUUUUAAUUUUGAUAGCUACAGUAGAAAUCUAUUAUAAAGAAAAAUCAGUGUAAGAAGUGAGAGUUAGCUGCCGCAUUGAAAUUACAUUUAUAGAACCGGUGAAAAGUCGAUGUUCCAUUAUGGAUUAUAUCAUAGUGGGAACAUUCAUUGACAAAAUAAAUUAAAAAAAAUGAGAGCAGAUUUGUUAAAAUUUAACAGAAAUUAAUGUCAGUGUUUUAUAAACAUGACAAGGUGUAGUAUAUUUUGGGUUAAUUUAUUGAUGUGUAAUGCUUUUGAUUAAUUUGAUAAUUUGUAAAUAUAUUAUAGAGGAAGAUAUUUUAAACAACUUUUUUCUAUAUAAAUAUAUAAUUGUUUGGUUUAGUUUUCAAGAUAUUUGCAAAAAAUAAUAUUACUACAAUAAAUUGAAUUUUGCCUAUACAUCAUAACAUAUUUAAAUAUGAUUGGCACUUAUACAUUAUUAUAACUUAUACUUAAAAUGUGCUUCACUUGGUAUCUAUCAUUGUCAUUUUGGUCAUUAGAAUUAUAUUUGUUCAAGAAUUUUUGCAUUCCGUAAAUCCUUUGAAUUCCAAAUUCUUAAUGGAUAAAUAUUAAAUGUAGUAAUUUUUGUGAAAUGUCAUUUAUAUAAUAUAAUAAAAUUAUUUAUUUAUUAAAAUUAUUUAUAUUUUAUCAUUUUUUGUAAAUAUUUUGAAAAUUUAAAUUGAAGAAUGAUUAUAUGUGUAGGAAAAGUUCAAAAAACUUGAAAAUCUUGUUUUCUAUGAUAUAUUUAAAAAUUAUCAAAACUCAUAAGCGUUAUACAUUGAUAAGUUUACCUAUAUUUUGUUUAUAUGUUUGCACAAUGAAGCAAAGGAUAUUAUAUUACUGAUACAUUCGGAAAGAAUGCUAUUUAACCUGCAACGAGGUUAUACGAUAAAUAUACGAAUACAUAUAGGUGUUAUGCAUACAUGAAAUUAACAUAUUCUGUUAAAAUUUUGCAUAAUUAAAAUAUAUAUUGCUUUUAAUAUAAAUAAAUAAGUAAAUAUAUAUAAUAAUAAAUAAAUGUGUGUAUGUAUGUAUGAUGCACACAUACGCGCGCGCGCGCGCGCGCACACACACACACACACACACACACACAAAUUUUUAGCCGAUAUAACAAAAUUUUAUAAAAUACUUAAUUUUCUUAUUGUACUUCGUUUCAUGAUUCAUGUUUUCAUAUUUGAAAAUAUGUUUCCAAAUAAAACACGGUAAUUUGUAUAUCGUAA